GCAGUGUUUAAUUAUAUAUGCGCCUGCUUGUCGAUUAUAGACGACAAAAAUACGAUUAGAUUUAACGUGUCAAAGGUUAGUGAAUCCAUUCUGACAGCAGUCGAUUUUAGAAAAAAAUUCUCAAUAGAAUUAAAUCAUGUUCAAAAGCAGUAAUGUACUGUUUAGGUUUAUCUAUCGAAAAUCUCAACAUGACUGUUUUAAAAGGUUUUAUAGUAUGGAACCGCUAUUCCCCGGAGCACGAACAACAUGGACGGAUAAACUAGAAUUCACAAAACCAAGUUCGUACAAACCUCUUCCCGUAUACAGGGUGUUGAAUCGUGAAGGAAAAGUAAUCAGGAAUGAAGAAGAGCCUCGUUUGCCUGAUGAAACUUUGAUUAAAAUGUAUAAGGAUAUGACGUUUCUGGGUAUAAUGGAUAAAAUAUUAUAUGAAGCUCAAAGGCAAGGUCGAAUAUCCUUCUACAUGACCAAUUAUGGUGAAGAGGCGUCACAUAUAGGUAGUGCGGCUGCUCUCAGUUUAGAUGACGUAGUUUACGGACAAUACAGAGAAGCUGGCGUUUUACUUUGGAGAGGUUAUAGUAUACAACAGUUUGUUGAUCAAUGUUAUGGAAAUAAGGAUGACGUUGGAAAGGGGAAAUCGAUGCCCGUUCACUACGGUUGCAAUAAAAUUAACGUAGUUACAAUUUCCAGUCCGUUAUGUACGCAGUUGCCGCAAGCUGUAGGGUCCGCAUAUGCUUUGAAGGGUAAAAACAGAGUCGUGAUAUGUUAUUUCGGUGAUGGAGCCGCAUCAGAAGGAGAUGCACAUGCUGCUUUCAAUUUUGCGGCUACGUUAGAUUGUCCCGUGAUUAUGUUUUGUAGAAAUAACGGUUUUGCUAUUUCAACACCGGUUCAAGAACAAUAUAGAGGAGACGGAAUAGCAGCGAGGGGACCUGGUUAUGGUAUAAAUACAAUUAGAGUAGACGGUAACGACGUUCUAGCGACUUAUAAUGCUACUAAAAUGGCGAAAGAAUAUGCUUUGAAAGAAAGUAAACCGGUUCUAAUUGAAGCCAUGACUUACAGAGUAAGUGACCAUUCCACUUCCGAUGACAGUAGCGCCUAUAGAUCACCAGAUGAAAUCAAAUUUUGGACUAAAAAUGAUUAUCCCACUCAUAAAUUUAGGUAUUAUCUAACCGAUAAAGGGCUUUGGGACGAUACAAAACAAAAAAAUUGGCUGGAAGAGGCAAAAAAUGAAGUUAUGAAAGCUUUCAAAGCAGGCGAAGAAAAGCAUAAACGAAGCUGGGAAGUUAUGUUUGAUGAUGUUUAUCAGUAUAUGCCACAACAUAUUAGGAAACAGAAGGAUGGAUUAACACAACAUCUUAAAAACUACAGUCAACAAUACCCAUUAAAUAAAUACGAUCAGAAAUAGUUAUAAUUAAAUCAAAUCUAACCGCACGGCUUAAUAAAUUAUUAUCAAUGUUACAUAAACUUCGAGAAACUAUUUGGACUGAAAAACUAAUAAAAUUCAUUGAAAUAUAA
Molecule: messenger RNA, 1512 nt
Organism: Diorhabda carinulata
Lineage: Eukaryota; Metazoa; Arthropoda; Insecta; Coleoptera; Chrysomelidae
Product: 2-oxoisovalerate dehydrogenase subunit alpha, mitochondrial-like
Exons: 6
Coding region: 137-1402 (421 amino acids)
Biological process (GO): branched-chain amino acid catabolic process
Molecular function (GO): oxidoreductase activity, acting on the aldehyde or oxo group of donors, disulfide as acceptor
Source: RefSeq, a predicted model, not a curated record